Penicillium macrosclerotiorum is the source of this 879-nucleotide messenger RNA. RefSeq names its product monooxygenase fmaE (gene fmaE). Bases 1 to 879 code for a protein of 292 amino acids. The record is from RefSeq and is a predicted model, not a curated record. NCBI's taxonomy places the organism in Eukaryota, Fungi, Ascomycota, Eurotiomycetes, Eurotiales, Aspergillaceae. The transcript has a single exon.
AUGGAAUCAUUCAAACCACUUCUCCCGCCCCAUAUCAUCGCUCGCAAUGUCCCGGACUCCGACAAUGAUCCACUUCCUCUACCCCGGAAACCCUUUGUUAUUUCUCCCGCUAUUCGUGAUGACAUGGCUCUUUCCAGCUGGCUCCUGCUAGGCGGCUUGCUCCAAGGUCUCAGUUGGCUCGCCCUCGGCCCUCUGUCGAUUCUCCCAACGCUUCUCAUCCUGCUCUACCGUGUAGUCGACCACCUCCUCAUGGCCGCCCACAUCACCCGCAACCGCUACAUGGACGGCGUCGUGUCACACAAAUACACAAACCAAUUCCCCAAUCCAGACGGGAGCUUUGGCUCCACCGCAGCCGACAAACAGAUUGUCGUCUUCCUGCUCGGCGCCCGGUCCAACCACCCCCUCGGCUCGCUCGCCCCCGGCAUGAAAUUCCUCUCCGACAGCGUCAUAGCCAUGAUGCGAGAGCUGCAGGCCGACCCAGAGUCGGCUGGCCUGCUGGGGACGACGCGCUGGCUCAAUCAGGAAGCCCCGGCAGGCAAUGAGACUAUGACGGUGAUGUAUUGGCGUGACCAUGAGAGCCUACAACGGUUUGCGCAUGGGUCACUGCACACAAGCGUCAUGCGUGACUGGGUCGCAGUUGAGAAGAAGAAUCCGCACCUGGCAAUCUUCCACGAGACGUACGUCGUGCCCCGCGGCAACUGGGAAUCUAUCUAUGUAAACAGCAAGCCGGUGGGUUUGGGAGAUACGUGGUUUCCAACACGGGGGAAGAACGAGGAGGGCGUCUGGAAGGGGUUCAGUCGGCCGAUCGUAAAUGCAAGAGUUGGUCCGUUGCGAUCGGCUAUGGGCCGGUUAGGGUCUACCCAGAAGGCUCAUAUAUAG